This is a messenger RNA of Lynx canadensis (Canada lynx), 4968 nucleotides long. It is a transcript of the gene CAMTA2, whose product is annotated as calmodulin binding transcription activator 2. The record is from RefSeq and is a predicted model, not a curated record. Gene Ontology annotation, cellular component: nucleus. Lineage: Eukaryota; Metazoa; Chordata; Mammalia; Carnivora; Felidae. Gene Ontology annotation, biological process: regulation of transcription by RNA polymerase II. Bases 611 to 4708 code for a protein of 1365 amino acids. Gene Ontology annotation, molecular function: double-stranded DNA binding; protein binding; transcription coregulator activity. The transcript is spliced from 22 exons.
GGAUGGGUCGUCCGGAGGGAGGGAAGCUGGGGUCUGGGUACCUGGCCCGGAUGGAUCCUCCCAGGCCCUGACCAACCUGGAGGAGAGGGCGUAGGUUAGGAUCAGUCGUCAGAUAUGCCCUUCCCCUUGCAAAUAUCAAAUCGAGAAGGAACUCAGGGUGUGUCUUGUAAGGCCUAGCUCUCCAGCGGACUUAGAUCUCCCGCCCUGCCCCCAGCGUCCAGGCUGUCGUCUGCCAAACCAUCCUCCAAGGACCAGGUGCCCGGAGUCCCACCCCCAGGCCCUGACCCCACUGUAGCCCCAGCCUCCACAAGACCCCCCCCCCCCCCCACACACACACACACAUACACUCACUCUGGGGCCUCUGAAGCGCCACCCCUCCAGCCUUCUCCCCUCCCCCACCCCAUUUGUCUCUUCCUGAUGAUUCUGUCGGAGAGGGGGUGUCUCCCCACUCCUGCUGGUUCCUCUCACGAGGUCUGGAGUCUCCCUCUGCUCGGUUCUGCUCUACUCUCCCAUCUCAGUCUAGCCCUUUCCCCUCACCUCUUCAUCUUUCCCGGGUACCGCAACCCAGCUCCGCAGCCCUCUCCCGCCUUAUUCUCCUCAUCCUGGGUCAAUGUGGGCCUUCUGCCGUGACCUUGUUCUCUGCCUUCCCAGCACAGACUCCCCCUCCCCCCGGCCUCUCAGGCCGGGGGUGACCUUGCCCCCUGGAGCCCUCAACAUGAAUACCAAGGACACCACCGAGGUUGCUGAGAACAGCCACCACCUGAAGAUCUUUCUCCCCAAGAAGCUGCUGGAGUGUCUUCCUCGCUGUCCACUGCUGCCUCCAGAGCGGCUUCGCUGGAAUACAAAUGAGGAAAUUGCGUCCUAUUUGAUCACCUUUGAGAAGCAUGACGAGUGGCUGUCCUGUGCCCCAAAGACAAGGCCUCAGAACGGCUCCAUUAUCCUCUACAACCGCAAGAAGGUGAAGUACCGGAAGGAUGGUUACCUCUGGAAGAAGCGCAAGGACGGGAAGACCACCCGCGAGGACCACAUGAAGCUGAAAGUCCAGGGCAUGGAGUGUCUCUAUGGCUGCUACGUUCACUCUUCCAUCGUCCCCACAUUCCAUCGGCGCUGUUACUGGCUGCUCCAGAACCCUGACAUCGUGCUUGUGCACUACCUGAACGUCCCAGCCCUGGAGGACUGCGGAAAGGGCUGCAGCCCCAUGUUUUGCUCCAUCAGCGGCGACCGUCGCGAGUGGCUGAAGUGGCCCCGGGAGGAGCUGCUGGGGCAGCUGAAGCCCAUGUUUCACGGCAUCAAGUGGAGCUGUGGGAACGGCACAGAGGAGUUCUCCGUAGAGCAGCUGGUGCAGCAGAUCCUGGACAGCCACCCGACCAAGCCCGCACCCCGAACCCACGCCUGCCUCUGCAGUGGAGGCCUCGGUUCCGGGAGCCUCACCCACAAAUGCAGCAGCACGAAACACCGCAUCAUCUCUCCCAAAGUGGAGCCCCGAGCUUUAACCCUGACCUCUGUCUCCCACCCCCACCCCCCUGAGCCUCCUCCGCUGAUCGCCCCUCUUCCCCCAGAGCUCCCCAAGGCACAUACUUCCCCUUCUUCUUCCUCCUCCUCUUCCUCCUCUUCCUCAGGCUUUGCGGAACCCCUAGAGAUCAGACCUAGCCCACCCACCUCUCGAGGGGCGUCAUCCAGAGGAGGCACCGCAAUCCUCCUCCUGACGGGACUGGAGCAGCGCACUGGGGGCUUGACGCCCACCAGGCACUUGGCCCCCCAGGCUGACCCCAGGCCUUCCGUGAGCUUGGCUGUGGUUGUAGGAUCCGAGCCCCCUGCCCCACCAGCUCCUCCCAGCCCUGCUUUCGACCCCGAUCGUUUUCUCAACAGCCCCCAGAGGGGCCAGACAUACGGAGGGGGCCAGGGGGUGAGCCCGGACUUCCCCGAGGCAGAGGCCGCCCACACCCCCUGCCCUGCCCUAGAACCCGCUGCUGCCCUGGAGCCCCAGGCGGCUGCUCGGGGUCCCCCUCCACCGCCAGGGGCAGGUGGGAGAAGAGGAAACCGUUUCUUUAUUCAAGAUGACGGUAGCGGGGAGGAGCUCAAGGCCCAGGGGGCUGCCCCCCCCGCACCUUCACCCCCUCCCUCGCCCCCACCUUCACCUGCCCCCUUGGAGCCAGCAGGCAGGGGAGGCAGAGGGGAGGCCUUGUUUGGAGGAGCUGCUGGGGCCAGCGAACUGGAGCCCUUCGGUCUCUCGUCAUUCCCUGACCUCAUGGGAGAGCUCAUCAGCGACGAGGCUCCAGGCGCCCCUGCCCCGGCUGCCCCGCUCUCUCCUGCUCUUAGCAGCAUCACGGACUUCUCCCCAGAGUGGUCCUACCCGGAGGGUGGGGUCAAGGUGCUCAUCACAGGUCCCUGGACUGAGGCCGCCGAGCAUUACUCCUGUGUCUUUGAUCACAUCGCGGUGCCAGGCUCACUCGUCCAGCCUGGCGUCUUGCGCUGCUACUGUCCUGCCCAUGAGGUGGGGCUGGUGUCUUUGCAGGUGGCGGGGCGGGAGGGGCCCCUUUCCGCCUCUGUGCUCUUUGAGUAUCGAGCCCGCCGAUUCCUGUCACUGCCUAGUACUCAGCUUGACUGGUUGUCUCUGGACGACAACCAGUUCCGGAUGUCCAUCCUGGAGCGGCUGGAGCAGAUGGAGAAACGGAUGGCCGACCUGGCAGCAGCCGGGCAGGCUCCCUGCCGCAGUCCUGCCGUGCCUCCGAUUCAGGACGAAGGCCAGGGACCCGGGUUCGAGGCCCGUGUGGUGGUGUUGGUAGAGAGCAUGAUCCCUCGCUCCACCUGGAGGGGUCCUGAACGUCUGGCCCACGGAAGCCCCUUCCGGGGCAUGAGCCUCCUGCACCUGGCUGCCGCCCAGGGCUACGCCCGUCUCAUCGAGACCCUGAGCCAGUGGCGGAGCGUGGGGACAGGGAGCCUGGACUUAGAGCAAGAGGCUGACCCGCUCAACGUGGACCACUUCUCUUGCACCCCGCUGAUGUGGGCCUGUGCCCUGGGACACCUGGAAGCCGCCGUGCUCCUCUUCCGCUGGAACAGACAGGCGCUGAGCAUUCCCGACUCACUGGGCCGGCUGCCUCUGUCCGUGGCACAGUCCCGGGGCCACGUGCGCCUCGCCCGCUGCCUGGAAGAGCUGCAGAGACAGGAAGCUUCGCUGGAGCCCCCACUUGCCCUGUCGCCCCCCUCCUCCAGCCCAGACACUGGGCUGAGCGGGGUCUCGUCGCCCUCAGAGCUGUCGGAUGGCACAUUCUCUGUCACAUCAGCUUAUUCGAGCGCCCCGGACGGUAGUCCUCCCCCCGCUCCUCUGCCGGCCUCAGAGAUUCCGAUGGAAGAGACUGUUCCAGGCCAACUCUCCACUGGGGCCCCUGAGGCCCCCCUAUUCCUCAUGGACUGUGAAACCACCAACUCCCAAAGGCCAGCACCCUCACCGCCUCCUCUCCCACCAACCACCGAAGGGGGGACUGCUCCUGAGGAAGCAGACGGCCCACUGGCCGUGGACGUGAUCCCGGUGGACAUGAUCUCACUGGCCAAGCAGAUCAUUGAAGCCACACCAGAGCGGAUUAAACGAGAGGACUUCGCGGGGCUGCCCGAGGCUGGAGCACCAAUGAGGGAGCGGACAGGGGCUCUGGGGCUCAGCGAGACCAUGUCCUGGCUGGCCAGCUACCUGGAGAACGUGGACCAUUUCCCCAGCUCAGCCCCGCCCAGCGAACUGCCCUUCGAGCGUGGUCGCCUGGCCGUCCCUCCCGCCCCUUCCUGGGCAGAGUUUCUGUCCGCUUCUGCCAGCGGCAAGAUGGAGAGCGACUUCGCCCUGCUAACGCUGUCGGAUCACGAGCAGCGGGAGCUGUACGAGGCGGCUCGAGUCAUCCAGACGGCCUUCCGGAAGUACAAGGGCCGGAGGCUGAAGGAGCAGCAGGAGGUGGCGGCUGCAGUGAUCCAGCGCUGCUACCGGAAGUACAAGCAGCUGACCUGGAUCGCGCUCAAGUUUGCGCUGUACAAGAAGAUGACCCAGGCGGCCAUCCUGAUCCAGAGCAAGUUCCGGAGCUACUAUGAGCAGAAGCGGUUUCAGCAGAGCCGCCGGGCGGCCGUGCUCAUCCAGCAGCACUACCGCUCCUACCGCCGCCGGCCCGCAGGCAGCCUGCCCGCCCGCACCAGGUACGGCCCGCGGACCCCCUCCCCGCCUUCCCCUGCCUCCCCUGCCAGGCAGGGGCUCCUUUCUCACCAAGAAGCAGGACCAGGCAGCCAGGAAGAUCAUGAGAUUCCUGCGGCGCUGCCGGCACAGGAUGAGGGAACUGAAGCAGAACCAGGAGCUGGAAGGGCUCCCCCAGCCCGGACUGGCCACCUGACCGCCGCGCCGCCUUCCUCACCGCCCCGGGGGCCGCUCCUGGCAGUCUUAACCGAGGCCGGGCCCUCGGCGGGAGGGGAGCCCCCGUCGGCCGCCGUCCCGCUAAGCGGCGGCCGGAACCCUCCCGGGGCCCCCCCGCCCCGCCCCGCCCCGCCCCGCUCCGCUGGGGCGCGCCCCGUCUCUCGGCAUCCCCACCCCACCCCCCCGGGCCCGCGCCCCACCUCCCCGCAUCUUCAGCCGCGACCUCCGGAGCCCCGCCUGCCCCUGCUCCACGUUUCCCCGCUGCCUGCACCCGCCCCGGCCCCCUCCCGACUUGCCUUAUUUAUUUGUUGGACGCGUCUCUGAAUGUAUCCGCCUCGGUCCCGCCCCCGCCGCGCGCCCCCGCCCGACUCCGCAUGCCGGCGCGCGUCCCCGUCCCGGGCCGCCCCGCCCCCGAGGGGAGGGGCCUGUACAUACUGUAACAUACAGAGCAGAGUGAAGAGUCUAUUUACGGCGCCGCGGGGAGGGCGGCGCGGCGGGGGCCCCCGGCCGGCUCCACGAGCACUUUCUACUUGUGCAUGGGCUUGGUUUCUACGAGUUACCAUUAAACAUCGCUGCACCAGCCA